Meloidogyne enterolobii is the source of this 326-nucleotide messenger RNA. The record is from the annotation of a GenBank genome assembly. NCBI's taxonomy places the organism in Eukaryota, Metazoa, Nematoda, Chromadorea, Rhabditida, Meloidogynidae.
GUUUUAAAAUGGAAAAGCGUAUUAUAAAAGAACUUAAAGGCAGAAAGCCAUCCGAAAUUAAAGUACUUUCUCUCGACCAUUGCAGAGCAAAAACCAUCAGCGGUCUGACCGAUGAAUUUUCUCAAUUGACAGCACUUUAUUUAGAGUAUGUUGGAUUGACUUCGCUUGAUGGGUUGCCGAAACUUCCAGCUUUGCAUACAAUCGAACUAGGUGAUAAUAAAUUGACUGGAGGAUUGGAAAUACUUGUGGAAAACUGUCCACGUCUUCGUUUUAUUGAUUUAAGUGCUAACAAAAUUAAAGUUAAUUUAUUUUUAAAAAACUUUUAA